This is a messenger RNA of Haliotis rufescens (red abalone), 729 nucleotides long. Its product is annotated as protein LIAT1-like. The coding region runs from base 1 to 729 and encodes 242 amino acids. The record is from RefSeq and is a predicted model, not a curated record. The transcript has 4 exons. Lineage: Eukaryota; Metazoa; Mollusca; Gastropoda; Lepetellida; Haliotidae.
AUGGACCUUAUUGGUGUGGACCCUGACAGAUGGACCUUACUGGGGUGGACCCUGACACUGGACCUUACUGGUGUGGACCCUGACAGUGUGGACCUUAUUGGUGUGGACCCUGACAGAUGGACCUUAUUGUUGGACCUUAUUGGUGUGGACCCUGACAGCGUGGACCUUAUUGGUGUUGACCCUGACAGUGUGAACCUUAUUGGUGUGGACCCUGACAGCGUAGACCUUAUUGGUAUGGACCCUGACACUGUGGACCUUAUUGGUGUUGACCCUGACAGUGUGGACCUUAUUGGUAUGGACCCUGACACUAUGGACCUUAUUGGUGUGGACCCUGACAGAUGGACCUUACUGGUGUGGACCCUGACACUGGACCUUACUGGUGUGGACCCUGACAGUGUGGACCUUAUUGGUGUGGACCCUGACAGAUGGACCUUACUGGUGUGGACCCUGACACUGGACCUUACUGGUGUGGACCCUGACAGUGUGGACCUUAUUGGUGUGGACCCUGACAGUGUGGACCUUAAUGAUAUGGACCUUAUUGGUAUGGACCCUGACACUGUGGACCUAAUUGGUGUUGACCCUGACAGUGUGGACCUUAUUGGUAUGGACCCUGACACUGUAGACCUUAUUGGUGUGGACCCUGACAGUGUGGACCUUAUUGGUGUGGACCCUGACACUGUGGACCUUAUUAGUGUAGACCCUGUUCCCUGUCAGUCUCGACUUUGUUAG